GCAAAUAGCCAUUCGUAUGUAUGCCCGAACUACACGCCAUUGCUCCCGGCAAGGUUUGGAUGGGGAUGGAUAUAGGCAUUGAUAUAAAAGCCAAAAGCUCCGCACGAUCGGUGCUUAGUCGAGAGCAAGUGACCGUUACGUGCACUACCCAGCAUAGCUACUAGCAAACUCCAAUUUCGGCUCCGAAAUCGCAGAGUGUUGUUGCAAUUGUUUGAAUUCAAAGUUUAGUGAAACAUCCGCGACGUACAUGAUGCGUGGCUAUGCAAUGUUGCUGGUGCUGAUGGCGAUUGUGUGCACCGCCAGUGCCACCUUCGGAUUGCUGGGAGGUGGAUACGGUUACGAUGGCUAUGGUUCUCCAUGGAAUGGUUAUGGAAGCUACGGGGGAUACGGGGGAGGAUACGGAGGAGGAUAUGGAGGAGGAUAUGGAAGCGGAUAUGGUUACUAUCCCUAUGGAAGCUACGGAGGCUAUGGCUAUCCGGGCAAGUAUGGCGGUUAUGGCGGUUAUGGUAGUGGUUAUGGCGGAUACGGAUACCCAGGAGCUGGAUAUGGCGGCGGUUAUGGAGUUGGAUACGGCGGGGGAUACGGCGGGGGUUACGGUGGACUGAGGCCGUACUAUCGCUAAACGCGAAGAUCCGCUUAAGAUCAGUUACCUUUGUUCCAACUGGAAUGUGAUACAACGUUUUUCAACUUUUUUUGUGUUCUUUGUUAGUGUUAGCAUUUAGACAAUAAAUCCAAUGGAUCUGAUAGAAAUUCCAUUCACAAACAAAACGGUAAAUUUGCUGUCAUGCAUCUCUGAAUUGGGCAACACUCACCUGGUCGCAC
This is a messenger RNA of Anopheles darlingi, 822 nucleotides long. Its product is annotated as keratin-associated protein 19-2-like. The transcript has 5 exons. NCBI's taxonomy places the organism in Eukaryota, Metazoa, Arthropoda, Insecta, Diptera, Culicidae. Bases 248 to 622 code for a protein of 124 amino acids. The record is from RefSeq and is a predicted model, not a curated record.